Molecule: messenger RNA, 2087 nt
Organism: Cornus florida
Lineage: Eukaryota; Viridiplantae; Streptophyta; Magnoliopsida; Cornales; Cornaceae
Product: pectinesterase-like
Exons: 3
Coding region: 142-1746 (534 amino acids)
Biological process (GO): cell wall modification
Molecular function (GO): pectinesterase activity; pectinesterase inhibitor activity
Source: RefSeq, a predicted model, not a curated record
AGCUAGCCACUAACCAUGCCCUAAACAUGAGCUUCUCUAUUAUAAAUAUGAACCCCCAUCUGUUCUAAUCUUCUAUAUACAACAAUUUGUGCUCAUAAACUACUAUUUCAUUGUUAUAUUAUAUAUCUGUCUCUAAUUAAUAUGGGAAUUCAAGGGAUUUUGUUUUUUUGGUUGUUAGGUGCAGCAGUACUACUAAGAGGUUCCACCAUUUCAUGUGCUGCCAUGGAUCCACAAGAAAACCAUGUUCGUACCGAGUGCGGUUACACUAGAUAUCCAGCCCUGUGUGUUGAAAGCUUGAAAGAGCUGGGGUCAGCACAUCCUCAACAUGUUGAUUUUGUGUCUGCUCUUGUCAACAAGACCAUUUCUGAGACCAAGCUGUCCAUGUCCAAUUUCGCUAAACUCAGCUACCAUUUCAUAACCCCAGAAGCUCAACGUACUCGUCUUGCCACAGAUUAUUGUCAUAAGCUCAUGGGGAUGUCUACCAAACGGCUCAACCAAGCACUAGAGGCACUCAAACAAUCCCCGACAAAGAACAAGGAGGACAUCCAAACAUGGCUUAGUGCUGCACUGACUUUUCAACAAACUUGUAAAGACGAAGCUGAGGCUGAUGGUUUAGCCAAUGAACUCAUGAGUCCAAUUUUACACCAAAUGGAUUAUGUAUCUCAAUUGGGUAGUAAUUCACUAGCACUCGUUAACAGGAUCACCAGCCACAAGCCAGACAGUAGUAAAAAUCGCCGCCUUCUUGAGGAAGAUGAUCAAGUUUUUCCCAGGUGGGUAUCGGCCAGUGACCGGAAACUACUUCAGGCCACCACCAUCAAAGCCAAUGCAGUAGUUGCACAAGACGGAACUGGCAACUAUAAGACGGUCUCAGAAGCCAUCCAUGCCGCUUCCGGGAAUCGGUUUGUGAUAUAUGUGAAAUCAGGGGUUUAUAAGGAGAAAAUUAACACUGGCAAAGAUGGGAUCACCUUGAUAGGAGAUGGUAAAUAUUCCACCACAAUUGUUGGUGAUGAUAGCAAUGCAGGGGGAUCAUCUUUGAGAGAAACUGCCACAUUUACAAUUACAGGUGAUGGGUUCAUUGCUAAGGACAUUGGGUUCCAUAACUCAGCUGGUCCUAGCGGUCGACAAGCCGUGGCACUCUGCAUUGCUUCAGAUCACUCCGUCCUCUACAGAUGCAGCAUUGCAGGUUACCAAGACACCCUCUACGCUCUCUCCCUCCGCCAAUUCUACCGCGAAUGCGACAUCUACGGAACCAUUGACUUCAUCUUUGGCAACGCAGCUGCUGUCUUCCAGAGCUGCAGUCUACUGCUCCGACGACCGCGAUCCGGUGGGUCCUACAACGCCAUCCUUGCCAGCGGCAGGGACGACCCGGGACAGAACACGGGCUUCUCUGUCCAAAACUGUAAGAUCGGUGCCAGCUCCGACUUAUCUCCGGUAAAGCAUUCUUUUAGGUCCUAUCUCGGGAGGCCCUGGAAGCAGUAUUCGAGAUCCGUGAUCAUGCAAUCGAAUAUAGAUGAUGCAAUCGCGUCGAGGGGUUGGGUUGAGUGGUCCGGGAGUUCAUCUCUGAAAUCGCUGUACUUCGCGGAGUAUGCUAAUGUCGGACCGGGUGCCGGAACUGCCAACAGAGUGCAAUGGCCUGGUUAUCAUGUGCUUGGAAAACCUGAGGCUGAAAAAUUCACUGUGGCUAAUUUUAUAUCUGGAACCUCAUGGCUGCCUUCUACUGGUGUGACUUUUGUGGCUGGUCUUUAGCGAUGGGUUUGGCCGGAGAUAUAUAUUAAUUCGGCUACUUUAAUUUAUUAUAUAUCUUCUUAAAUAAGGUCAGUUAUGGUUAUGGAUAGCAAAGGAUUGGAGCUCCAAAUCGAGAACUACCUUUGCUGAUUGCUCAUACAUAUGUGCAUAUAUGGAAGCUGUUAUAAUUAAUUAGCAGAUAUAUACUGAAUGUGUAACUGUGUAUUAAUUAAUAUUGAUACUGAAUGUGUAACUGUGUAUUAAUUAAUUCAUAUAGUCUUCUUCUUGUAUAAAUUUAUAUCUUGUAGUAUGGAUUUCUUGAUAAUCAAUAAUUACAAAGAAGAUUGUGUAUUUGAUGGUUC